Molecule: messenger RNA, 1942 nt
Organism: Lactuca sativa (garden lettuce)
Lineage: Eukaryota; Viridiplantae; Streptophyta; Magnoliopsida; Asterales; Asteraceae
Product: E3 ubiquitin-protein ligase RSL1
Biological process (GO): protein ubiquitination
Molecular function (GO): ubiquitin-protein transferase activity; zinc ion binding
Source: RefSeq, a predicted model, not a curated record
ACUAGUGUCUUAUUUUGGUUAAGUUGAAAAUUGAAGAAUGUGGGUUUGUUGUUUCCGAACAGAAAGGGUAAAGAAUGUAGUGAUUAUGUAUAUAUCUUUUGGUAAGUGUCUUACUCAAAAUCAUAACUGGUUGACCUAAUUUUGAUUAUCGACUAUACAUGAACACAUCGACUUCAUUUAUUGUUUAACAUUUCAUUUGAUUAAAGAAAAAUACGCACGUAAUUUUAUUUUUCUUUAAGAAGUUGAUUGAAAUCGUUUUUUACCCUUUGUAAUCACCGAUUAUAUCACUAUAAAAAGGGAAACUUAAAACCAAAGAAGAAUAUUUAGAGUGUCGUAUCUCUUCCUGUCGACUUCGACAUUAACAAUCUUUUAGGUGAAGAAGAGUCGAUGAUUAAUCGACGUUUCAUCUCAGCAACUUUGACUCACAAACGAUAAUGUAUUGUUUUUCAAUGAAUUUGCUCCUUUUUCUUCAAUGUGUUUGCUUCUGAUUCUUGGAUUCCUACGGUGAUCUCGGAAACGAGAAAAUGGGUUUUAUUAUGUUAAAAUCUAAGAUAUUUUUAAAAGAUAUAAAAUCACCGAUAAUUUGGGGAGAGUAUACAGGGAUUGCUUUAUUUAAUUGAAGAUUACGUAACUUCCUAAAAUACAUUUUCUGGGAUUUUUAUACCAUUUUCUAAUUUUAUUUCAUUUUUAAUUAACCCGAAAAUAGCCUAUUUAUCAGCCGUAGAUCUUGAAUUUUCAAUGGUCCAUAGAUCUUAACUGUAAUGGUUUCUUAAACAUGUUAACAGUAGCGCCGGAGAUUGGGUAAAUCGUGGUAUAUAUUUUGGUUGCGAUGCCUUCAAAGAUGAUACAUUAAACGGUUAGAAAACACGGUCAGGGGAAAUAGCAGCAAAAGUAAAUGCCGAAGUCAGUUAGUUGUUUGAAGGCGAAGCCCAGAAAGAAGCGCAUCAGUCGUAAGAACAUGGCUAUGAACCACGUUAUAGAUGUAGAUAAAAUUAUAGAUGUAGAAGAAGAUUCAUACUUCUCAGAUCUGCAUGCAAACGUGGAUGACCAGGAACUACAACUUCAAGAGGCCCUAAUAUCUUCAGCAUCCAAAAGUAAUGCAUCAUCAUCAUCAUCAUCAUCAUCAUCAAUUCCUGCAACUUCCCCACCUCCAAAUAAAUUAAAGAGGAAGCAGCCAAUGGUGAAAGCUGAAGAAGCCACAUUACACGAGCGCAUUUGUGGCAUUUGCAUGGACACAAAAGCUCUACCAGAAAUCUUUUCAAAUGCAAAGGUCUGCGGUCAUCUGUUCUGCUCUGAUUGCAUAAGCCAAUAUGUAUCUGUGAAGAUUAAAGAAAACAUCGCGAAGGUGAAGUGUCCUGACCCAACGUGCGAAGGGAUAAUAGGACCUGAAGUUUGUCGAGAUAUAGUGCCAAAAGAAGUUCUUGAAAGAUGGGAGGAUGCUUUAUGCGAGUCUAUGAUCCUGGCUACUCAGAAAUUCUACUGCCCGUUUAAAGAUUGUUCAGCCAUGUUGGUGGAUGAUAGCGGAGAAACUGUGACAUCUUCUGAAUGCCCAAACUGCAACAGAUUGUUCUGUGCGCAGUGUAAGGUGGCAUGGCAUUCAGGGAUGGAUUGCAAAGAGUUUAAGAGCCUAAAGAAGGAUGAGAGAAAUCCAGAGGAUCUAAUGUUGAUGCAGCUUGCCAAGAACAAAAAAUGGAAGAGAUGCCCAGGCUGCAACUUUUAUGUGGAAAAACAAAUCGGUUGUCAUCGCAUUUCUUGCAGAUGUGGCAAUCAUUUUUGUUAUGGAUGUGGAAAGAAGCACGUUGGAAGCUAUGCUUGUAAUAUUUGAUUUGCGCGUGGAAUUUGUGAUUUAUUUCUCAUUUUAAACCAUAACUAAACUGAUAUACAUUCUAUUUGCACAUUCUUGCUUUUUAAUUUUAACCAUAUUGCAUCUACGAAGCACAAA